This is a messenger RNA of Oncorhynchus mykiss (rainbow trout), 5060 nucleotides long. RefSeq names its product E3 ubiquitin-protein ligase znrf3. NCBI's taxonomy places the organism in Eukaryota, Metazoa, Chordata, Actinopteri, Salmoniformes, Salmonidae. The record is from RefSeq and is a predicted model, not a curated record.
GAGAGGGAACGUUAAGAAGCGAGCAAUGUAAUUGACAAGGCUGCAAUAGUGAAAUAAACACGCUCUUUUGACGCAUCGAUCUCGCUUCAGAUUCAAUUUCAGCACCAUCACCUAAUCACCCUGGGAAAUUAUGUUCCGAUCGGUGCAUAUCCAACCGGCAAGAUGAUGAUUUUACCAAGCAGGAGGUUAGAGAGUGUAGCCGAUUCUGUAGUCUUGAUGAUCAUCGUGGUUACCACUUCUAUUGGAACGGUUUUCGCCAAGGAUACGGCUUUUGUGGAAGUAGUGCUGUUUGAGUCCAGUCCAAAUGGAGAUUAUACUACAUACACGACAGGGUUGCAAGGACGAUUCUCAAAGGCAGGAGCCACUAUCAGCGCGGAGGGCGAGAUUGUACAAAUGCAUCCACUGGGACUGUGUAACAACAAUGAUGAGGACGACCACUACGAGUAUGGCUGGGUGGGUGUGGUAAAGCUGGAGAAGCCUGAACUGGACCCCAGCUGUCUCACUGUCCUGGGAAAGGCGAAGCGAGCAGUUCAGAGAGGGGCGACGGCUGUCAUUUUUGACGUGUCUGAAAACUCUGAUGCCAUUGAUCAGCUAAACAAGUUAGCAGAGGACCCUCUGAAGAGGCCUGUGGUUUAUGUGAAGGGGGCCGAUGCUGUUAAGCUGAUGAACAUAGUCAACAAGCAGAAAGUGGCCCGCGCCAGGAUCCAGCACAGACCACCGAGGCAGCCUACAGAGUACUUUGACAUGGGAAUCUUCCUGGCCUUCUUCGUAGUGGUGUCUCUGGUCUGCCUCGUGCUGCUCAUCAAGAUCAAACUAAAACAGAGAAGAAGCCAGAGUUCUAUGAAUAGGAUGGCCAUCCAGGCCCUGGAGAAGAUGGAGACCAGGAAGUUCAAGGCCAAGAUCAAGGGUCAGCGUGAGAGCAGCUACGGAGCAUCAGAUUCACUGAGCAGUAGCUCCACCUCUGACUGUGCCAUCUGUCUGGAGAAGUACAUAGAAGGAGAGGAGCUGCGGGUCAUCCCCUGUGCCCACAGGUUCCAUAAGAAGUGUGUGGACCCUUGGCUCCUCCAACACCACACCUGUCCUCACUGUAGACACAACAUCAUCGAGCAAAGGAAGGGGAACCUCGGCGCUGUCUGCAUGGACCCAGUCUACAGCCGGCAGCAGAGGGUAGUCCUGCCUGUCCACUACCCUGGAAGGGUGCACCGGUCUGGGCAGGUGACUGCCUACCCCACCCGCACCUCCAUGGACCCCCAUGGUAACCCCAUCACAGUGCUGACAGUGGACCAGCACUCAGACCCCCAGGGCCUGUACCCUCACCAAUCUGCCCACUCCGGGGCCUUCCUCCGGGACUACCACCCCCACCCAACCCUGCACCUGGACCACUCUCUCAACCCCCAUCACUGUGAGCUGCAGCACCAGCACCUGGGCCUCAAACCCCCCGCCUACCCCCAGUACCAGCACCUGGGCCUCAACCCCCCCGCCUACCCCCAGUACCAGCAGCCAGGUCCCCGCCACGGCGCCUUCAAGAGGCCUAAGUUCCACGGACGCAGCUUCUCGCGGGCCGCCUGCUACUCGCAGUACGAGACCAUGUACCAACACUACUACCUCCAGGGCCUGACCUUCCCCCAGCAGGGUGAGGGGACCCAGGGGGCAGCAGGCGUAGGAGGGGUGACUGGGAGCGCCGGGCCCCACAAGGGCCACCACAGCAUGGCUUUCCAGGGGGGGCUGCUCUACCCCACGGUGGUCCACAUGGCCGCCAGCUCCAGGAUGGCUGAGGCAGGGAGCGGCGCCUCGGGGCCGGGCUGUUACCAUGGCCACCGCUCGGUGUGCAGUGGUUACCUGGCCGACUGCCCAGGAAGCGACAGCAGCAGCAGCUCUGGCCACUGCCACUGUUCCUCCAGUGACUCUAUGCUGGACUGUACAGAGAUCAGUAACCAGGGGGUAUACGGCUCCUGUUCCACUUUCCGCAGCUCCCUGAGCUCUGACUACGACCCCUAUGUCUACCGCAGUAAGAGCCCCUGUAGGGGGUCGCAAGGGGAGCCAGGGGCCACAUCUGCAGGGGCCUCCACCGCCUGCCCCUCCACAGCCGAGGACUCCCUAACCCCAGCUCCCUCGGGGGGACACAAUGGCGACAGCUUGCAGCCACAGCCUCUUCCUGGAACCUCAGGGUUCAGUGUGGGGGACCAGCUUUCCAGCUGCAGCAGCCGCUCGUCACUAGAACAACCCAGGGACACCAGCAGCACUAGCACUACCUCAGCCAGGCCUCCAGAGGGAGCCACAGUGGACAUGGGGAAGGGAAGGCAGACAGGGGAGGAGACGAGGGGGGAGCAUGGCCUGGGAAGAGCAGGGGCGUGCAGCUGCUGUUUCGAGGUGCUCCCUCCCAACAUGGAGUGCAAAGGUCAGCAGGGAUAUCAGAGGCAGGACUCAGACUGGGUGGGGCCUAUGGCCUCCCCAGGACGUGGCUGUCACAGGGGGGCAGAGCAGAACUUUUACCACCCUGGGGAGCACCUGUUGGCUCCGUCGGAGCAGGUGAGCUAUGAGGGCUUGCCCUAUUGCUUCUACAAGGAGAUGAAGGUUCACCGGGCCACAGGGGGGCGCUAUAAUGAGGACUAUGCCGUGAAUGUGCAGUAUGCGCACCACGCUGCAGACUCGGAUGCCUGCUGUGGUGGGCUCAGCCAGAGAAUACCCAUAAUCCACCAGGGCACAGACUAUGAGCUGGGCUUGGGGACGGAGACUCUGUAUCAGAGCAGCCUGCUGCUAGGCAGCCUCACCUUGGGGCAGGGGGGCGAGGGGCGGACUGGUGGGCGGGUGGAGCCUGGUGAGGGAGGGUACUUCACCUCAGGACAGUUCAGCGGUCAAGCGAACCCCACCCAGGAAGAAGAGACCAGGUUCCUGUUCCACCCCCUGAACUACACUACCCACGAUGCAUCUGGAAACAGUAAAGCUACAGACAAGGGUCUGGGGGUAUGAGGGGGUGUGGAGCCCAGAAACAGGGACUCAAACAAACAUCCUGUUUGGUACCUAACCGGUCGGUCAGUCAAGAAAACCUCAGUUGCCUUGCUUUUUUAAGCCUCUCGCUCGCUGAACUCUGAAUGUUAUCAUCCUAGAUGGUGAUGGUGUAGAUUUCUACUGAAAUUAUAUGAUGGCCUGCCUGGCGUAUCCAGACAUAACCAGUUCAUUCCUGUGGUCAUCAGCAGCUCAGCAUAAGCCCAGCUCAACCAGCAUGACACGUGGCCACGCCUCCCCAGCGGAGUCUACAGGCUCAGAAAGAUAGAGAAUCAAGCUACAACAUAUGGGUGGAAGUUCACGGUGGUUGGAUGUAACAGUGGAUGGCUUGGCAAGGCCAGAAAUCAACACGUAGGCUGGCCCAGCCCUCACAGUACCAUGGGUUCCAGACAGGGUCAGUCCGGAUCCUGAGACCCAUUUGGAGAGAAACAAACUGUGUUAGCAGGGCCCAGUUUGUGAGAUUUUUCUUCUUCUGAUCUAGUAAGUUGUUCUUCACCUCUGGACUCUGGUCUGUGCAAGUUGUUUGAGGAUACAUGUCCUUUGUUUUAUAAUCACACACAUACCUGUGUGUACAUGCAUAUGUACUUUAUGUAUGUGUUUACUGCUCUUAUGACAAGACGUUGCAUAUACAGCUUGGACAACAAGCGUCAACAAACCACCAAACUCAGAUGAAAGGUUAUGGAAGAGUACCAAAACAUCAACUCAUUUUCUUUUUACGGGGUUGGGUGGAGGGGCGGGGUCCUUGCCAGUUGGAGGGGAGGCAGUUCGUCACAGUCACACACUCUUUCAUUGAGCUAAGCUAUGCUAACUAGACUACAGUUCUCUCUUGGGAUACUCAAUGGGGUGCAAUAUUCUAGAACAAUGCAGAUAGAAUGUUGACUCAGUUCUCUGUUCUACAUAAUAGAGAGUCUGUUCUAAAUAGAAUACAUGUCUAUCUGCGAUGUUCAGAACAUUGCGCCUUCUAGAACAUACACCAGACCAAGCCUUAGGCCACUGAGCCAUCCUCACCAUCUUGGGCUGUGUCACCUUUUGACUAAAUAAAGGUCCACGUAGUGACAGGGUUUCUCUGCGUUCGUAGAACGACAUUUGUAUAUCUUCAAAGGAUUGGAUUUAUAUCAAGUUUAGUCACUGCUUGUACGUUAGAAGCUCUUGUUUUUGUUUUUUUGCAGUCACUCAUCUAGCCUCCUCCUCAACACUUAAGCUAUAAUAUACGGCUAUAAUAUACACUUCUAAUAUGGUUCUAUAAAGCUGUUGUGUGUCAAAAAAGGGCCAAAGGAAAAAAUAUAAUGAUUCACAAGGGAUCCUUUUUAUACUGUGGCUGUGGGUGACACUGAGCAGUUACACAGAAAGCAGCAUGUCUGAUUGUUUUAUUUGAUUAAAUCAUACAGCCCACAUCAUGCUCUCAAACAAUAUCAACGUUGUUCAUUCAUGCCUUCUUUCUGUUGGUUUUACAGACUGUUUUUACUGUUUCUAUGAAAUGUACCCUUUGUCUUCAGAGGCAAUCGUUUUGAAAUAGCAAUAUUUAUAUGUAAACCAGAGCUGUAAUCAAUGAAAGAUAUUGAGAAUCUAAUCUUUCCUUUGCAUAAAGAUAUGUACUACAAAUAUAACAUUUUGGGUUACCCCAAGUCACUAUUUAAUUGUUUUGUUUUAUUAUUUGUAGCACUUAAGAAGAUUGUAUUAAAAGAAAAUGUGUACACAAAAUUCAUAUUUUAUAUUUUUAUUAUUUUCUCCAUCAUUAUCAUUUUACAAAUGUUUAAAAAAGGCUAGAAAUCAACCUGUAUAUUUCUGUAUCUGUAUUGCAGCAUAUUUCAUAAAUGGAAAUAUGUUCUCUGAAUAUUUAUUUACUAAUAUAUUUAUCUUCAAGCCAUGUCUUAUGUUGAGUGUAUGAACGUUUUUGAGUUAUUUGGUUGCUGUUUGUGAUAAAUCGUUAAAUACAUGGUAAUUGCACACAAAAUUAUUCAAUAUUCUCUGACCAAAAAUGUAUUUAAAAAAUGUAUUUCCAUACAGUUGUGUAAUUAAAGUGUUCAAAGAUCUGUAAAAUAUACAGUUUUAUU